This is a messenger RNA of Dinoponera quadriceps, 6235 nucleotides long. RefSeq names its product protein slit (gene sli). Lineage: Eukaryota; Metazoa; Arthropoda; Insecta; Hymenoptera; Formicidae. The record is from RefSeq and is a predicted model, not a curated record. Gene Ontology annotation, molecular function: calcium ion binding; heparin binding; Roundabout binding. The coding region runs from base 977 to 5509 and encodes 1510 amino acids. Gene Ontology annotation, biological process: axon guidance. The transcript is spliced from 30 exons.
CGUUUCGCGGCACCAGUCACGUACCCAACUCUCGGGUACGGUAGAUCCUCGGCCGAAGACCAGCAUCAAGAUAAAGUCAGUGGGAGCUGUGCCCCAGGAUGCGCAGGAACGGGUGGUGCCGUUAGUGGUCGAUAACAACUCGUUGGAAGGACCAGCGAGCGGCGAGGAAGGGGGCCAGGGAAACGGCCCCCCGAAGGGCCCGCUGGAUGGUCUAGCCUGGGAGCAGCCAUCGACGAGACCCAGCCGGCGAGAGGGCGAAGAGAUCGAGACGCAGGGCCCCGUUUCUAGCCCAGGUCUGGCCGCGGUGGAUCGCACCGGGCUGGGAUCCGUCGGCGAGCGCGUACGACUCGAUGAGAAGACCGUGUUCAAGUCGAGCGUCAUAGUGUCGACCAACCACGACGUCUUGGUUCAUUGCAAGCGGGGGGGACCCACCGGCGCAGCCUUGGAGCUACAAUCGGUCGGCGACGACGCGCGCUCGAAGCGUUCGAGAAAGACGAACGUGCCCGACGACGUCGACGACGACGACGACGAGCAACCGGUGAGAAGGACCUGCGCGGCGCACCGGCACAGAGUGUCCUGUCACGUGGCGACGCGGGCUCACGCGGAACCACCCUGUCGGAGGAAUCGGCCCUGCCGCGUUCACGACCGCCGUCCGAGAGGGAAGCCGAGAACGGAACAGCGGCAACCGCGAUCCUACGAUCUCGAGAACGCCAUCGUUCGGCUGGAGCAGGACCCGAUACUCCGACCGGUGCGUAUUCUCGGCUGCCCUCCCGUCGAAGGCCAGGAGAUAUCCACCUUCUUGGAACCGGCCGGACCCAGUUACACGGGCAUCGGUCGAUUCGCCGCCGGUGAGCCGCACUGCUUCGCUCUGCACAAUCCGGACAAUAUUCUGCCGAAAAGUCGCGCCGGCAGCUUCGCCAGACUGUUGGACGGGCCGAAUCGCGCUGUGAAGGAUAUCAAUCGCAAGGUACUGGCAAUGGCGCGCGCCAUGACGCCGGCCUGGUCGCUGCGGCUGCUCGGCGUCAGCUGCGGCUCCGUAGUCUGCGCCUGGGGACUUUUGCUCAUACUGUCCGUGCUCGGUGGCGGUGCCUCGCAUGGCACCGGGAUCGGUAGCUUCGGUCUUGGCAGUAUGUCAGGUACGAUGGACGAUUUGAACGGCGUCAGGUGUCCCUGGGCGUGCACGUGCGGCGGACAGGAGAUCGACUGUUCUCAUCGCGGACUCACGCAAAUUCCUGGCGACCUGGCGAGUCUGCUCAUCGCGGAAAAACUAGAUCUUCAAGGAAAUAAUAUAUCGGUGAUAUUCAAGACGGAUUUCGAAGAUAUGGCGACGCUCCACGUUUUGUUGCUAUCCAACAAUCAAAUUCACACCAUCGAGAGGGGGGCGUUUCAAGAUUUGGUGGCAGUGGAGAAGCUACGUCUAAAUAACAAUCAGAUACGCCAUCUACCCGAUCUACUCUUCAGCAAUAUGAUGAAUCUGAAACGCCUAGACCUCAGUCACAAUCAGAUCGCCACUAUAGGACCGAAGACUCUCAGAGGAGUGUCCGCUCUCAGACAUUUAUUGCUCGACAACAACGUAUUGACCUGUAUAGACGAAGCUUCGAUACGAGAACUCAAAGAUUUAGAAAUAUUAAUGCUCAACAACAACAGACUCGUGACUCUCGGCAAAGAGACGCUGAGCGGCUUGUCGCAUUUGCGAACUUUGAAGCUUACGGAUAACGCACUCGCUUGCGAUUGCCAUUUAGCAUGGUUAUCGCGUCAUUUGAGAACUUAUCCUCGCCUGGGGCAACACACGCGGUGCGCAUCUCCGGUUCAUCUCAAGGAUCGUAAUCUCGUGGAUUUGCAGGAGCACGAGUUCAAGUGUUCGGGCCUGGUCGAGCGAACGGGAUCGGAAUGCAGCGCUGAGCCCCAGUGCCCGCAUCCUUGUAAAUGCGCCGAUGGGAUCGUUGAUUGCAGGGAGAACUCCUUGACGAAAGUGCCAACCCACCUUCCCGAGGACACCACUGAGCUGCGUUUGGAACAGAACGGCAUCACGGAAAUUCCACCCAAGGCCUUCUCGCCGUACAGAAAAUUGCGAAGAAUUGACUUGAGCAAUAACCAGAUUAAAAAAGUGGCGGCGGACGCUUUCCAUGGACUGAAGUCUCUCGAAUCCAUAGUCCUAUACGGCAACAAAAUCACAGAGUUACCGGCUGGGCUUUUCCAAGGACUGACGAAUUUGCAGUUGUUAUUGCUGAAUGCCAAUGAGAUAUCGUGCAUACGAACAGACCUGUUCAAAGACUUGACCAGCCUCACCUUGUUGUCCCUCUACGACAACAACAUACGUUCGUUAGCUAAUGGGACUUUUGCCAACCUGCGAAGCAUUAAAACGCUACACUUGGCGAGAAAUCCGUUCAUCUGUGACUGCAAUCUGCGCUGGUUGAGCGCGUAUCUUCACGCGCACCCUAUAGAGACAUCCGGCGCUAAAUGCGAAAUGCCAAAGAGAGCGCAGAAGCGAAAGAUCGAUUCGAUGCGGGACGACAAGUUCAAAUGUAAGGGUGACGAGGAACUGUUGACGAAAAGGGCCGGUGAGUGCAUUCUGCCUGGCGCUUGUCCCGCGCCGUGCACGUGCAACGGUGCGACAGUCGACUGCUCCGGCAAGAGAUUAACUUCGAUACCAAAAGACUUGCCGCUCUACACGUCAACUUUAUUGUUGAGCAACAAUGAACUGGACAAGAUCAAGGCGGACGGCUUGUUCGAGAAGCUGCCCGAGCUGCAGCAUCUGGACUUGAGGAAAAAUAAAAUAUCUCGCAUCGAGGCGUCCGCUUUUCAAGGGGCUCACAAUCUCACCGACCUGCUUUUGUCCGAGAAUAGGCUGCGAGAAGUGCACAACAAGAUGUUCUCCGGUUUAUCGAGCCUUAAAACGCUGAAUCUCCACGGUAACGCUAUUACGUGCGUUAUGCCGGGAUCGUUUGACGGGAUGGCGCACAUACGUACCAUCAACAUGCAAGGUAACCCGCUGUCGUGCAACUGUUAUCUCGCAUGGUUCGCGGGAUGGCUCAGAAAACGAGAUAUGGCUGGCGUCACUGGACGUUGUCACGAUCCGCCGCGAUUGAAAGACGCCGUCAUCAAGGACAUUCCGCAUCACGAGUUCAAGUGCAACAACGACAGUGUGGGUUGCCUAGGCGACGAUUACUGUCCGCCUCGAUGUAAUUGCGCGGGUUCGGUGGUGAGAUGUUCGAGGUCUCAGCUUACAGAGAUUCCACGCGGGAUUCCACCGGAAACCACCGAGCUGUAUUUGGAUGUGAACGACAUCAAGACGAUCCAGCCGGAGAGGCUGAACCACCUGAGGAUUCUCACCAGACUGGACCUGAGCAACAACCAGAUCGGAAUGCUGUCCAACGAUACCUUCAGGAAUCUCACGAAGCUGUCGCACCUAAUCAUCAGUUACAACAAGCUGCAGUGCGUGCAGCGAAAUGCCCUCGCGGGAUUGAAGAACCUGCGGAUAAUUUCACUGCACGGCAACGACAUAUCGGUGAUUCCAGAGGGAGCGUUCGAGGACCUCAAGUCUAUAACGCAUCUCGCCCUGGGGUCCAACCCGCUUUACUGUGACUGCAGCAUGCGGUGGUUGGCAGAAUGGGUGAAGAAAGAUUACGUGGAGCCUGGCAUAGCCAGGUGCAUGGAACCUCCUGUGAUGAGAGACAAAUUACUUCUGACGACGCCGGCUAGUGCCUUCCAAUGCAAAACCAAGCAACAGCCAGCCGAAGUCUUGGCCAAGUGCGACCUGUGUUACACCUCGCCAUGCCAAAACGGAGGAUUUUGCGAGGCGCUUCCGGAACGGCAAUUCCGUUGCAAGUGCGCGCCAGGAUAUCAUGGGGACCGGUGUCAGCAUAAAAUUGACGCGUGCUAUGGAAAUCCUUGCAGGAACUCCGGAACUUGUAAAGUACUGGAAGAAGGGAGAUUCAGUUGCGACUGCGCCCCCGGCUACAAGGGACUUCGAUGCGAGAGCAACGUCGACGAUUGUGCCAACAACAGGUGCGCCAACAACGCAACCUGCGUCGACCUCGUCCAGGCCUAUCGAUGCGACUGCGCCCCAGGAUUCAUGGGAGAAUACUGCGAGGAAAAGAUACCCUUUUGUACAAAGGGGCACGACCCCUGCGAGAACGGGGGUCGAUGCGUCGACCACAAGACCCACUACAGCUGCGAAUGCCCGAUCGGCUUCACCGGUCUCAAUUGUUCCACAAACUUGGAUGAUUGCGUCGAUCAUAUGUGCCAGAACGGUGCUACUUGCAUCGACGGCAUAAACAAUUACGAGUGUAAGUGCGCGGCGGAAUUUACGGGAAGGUACUGUGAGGCUGCGCCCUCGACAGCUAUGUUGUAUCCGCAGACCAGUCCGUGUGCCCACCACGACUGUCAGCACGGUGCUUGCUUCCAGCCCGCUCCCGCCUCCGCCGCGGACUAUCUUUGCCAGUGCCAUCCCGGCUAUACCGGAAAACGAUGCGAGUACCUGACGAGUCUGAGCUUCGUGGACAACAGCUCGCUGGUCGAGCUGGAACCGCUACGCACGAGGCCCGAGGCGAACGUGACCAUCGUAUUCACGACCACGCAGGAAAACGGGGUUCUUCUCUACGACGGGCAAACCGACGGGCACAUCGCCGUUGAGCUCUUUAAUGGGCGGAUCAGGGUUUCGUACGACGUAGGCAAUUAUCCUACCUCGACGAUGUAUAGCUACGAGAUGGUGGCCGAUGGCAAGCCUCACAUGGCGGAGCUGCUGGCCAUCAAGAAAAAUUUUACAAUGAGGGUCGACCGGGGCCUCGCCAGGAGCAUCAUCAACGAUGGUCCGAAGGAGUACCUCAAGCUUGUCACGCCGAUGUUUGUCGGUGGCGUAACGCCAGAAGUCGCGAAAGUCGCAUUCACCGAGUUUCACCUGAGGAACAUUACGAGCUUCCAAGGCUGCAUCUCCGAGAUGUGGAUCAAUCAUAAGUUGGUAGACUUCAGUAACGCCGCAAAGAUGCAUCGCGUUACUCCCGGAUGUACUUCCAGCGAGGAGGAGGAGGCCGACGAGGCGAGAGAUAUUGUUGAAGCCGAGGGAAUUAACAACAGUGGCAGCAACGAGGAGACCAUGCCGCAGCAAGAGCACGUACCUCGCGAACAUUCCGAUGUCAUCGCAUCGGUGACUGGACUGGUGUCUUCACACGCCUGUAUCGGUCAUGAAUGCAGAAAAGGUUCCCAAUGUGUACCAUCAUCGUUUGGUAACAGCUAUUCUUGCCGGUGUCAAACUGGUUGGCAGGGACGAUACUGCGAGAAACCAGCAACCUGUCGCAAGGAGCACAUUAGGGAGUACUACAGCGAGAAUGGAUGCCGAAGUAGACGACCCGUAAAGCUCGCUAAAUGUUGGGGAAGUUGCGGCAGUUCCUGCUGUUUACCGCGAAAGACUAAGCGGCGCAAGGUCCGAUUAAUUUGCACGGACGGCAUGCGGUACACCAAGGACGUUGACCUGGUGCGUAAGUGCGCGUGCACUCGCAAGUGUUACUAGCCAGUCGACGCAUUGCGGCCCCGUCGACACGCGUCGAAAACGAGAAGAAACCCCCGCACCCUCGCUCCACGUGCAUCCACGUGUCCUCGAAGAUGACGAAUGGGAACGCCAAUCGGAUGGAGGAGAGAAGCUGCUGGUAGAUGCGGCAUUCCUGUGGUAAUAUUCGCAAGACACGUGGACACGUCAAGAAAGUGCGUGGUGCAGGCCAAAACUAGAUGGACACACACAUAGCCGGCUCAGUGUGAUAUGUAUUAUUAAUGAGAGAAAGGGAGAGAAAGAGAGAACGCGAGAAUGAUAGAGCGAGAGAGAGAGAAUUUAAGAGUACAUCUUAUAGCUCUACGGACUAUCGAUAUUCGAAGCAGUUAAACGUAUACUAAGUAUUAUUCGUAUAUAAUGACCGAUAUAGGAUAUAUAGUGACGUGGAAACGAGAGAGAGAGAGAGAGGGGGGGGAGGGGUAAAAAAAAGAAGGGUAGCGCGCGCGGACGUUUGCGAUCGCAGACCGCGAGCGCUCGCGCCUUCGUAACGGUUACGCACGAAUGCGUACGAUUACGCUGUUGAUUUAGUGCGGACCUAACUGGUCCUAAUCGCGGCUGCGUGCAAAUAGGCUUCCGUAAAUCUUCUUAUAGAGAGACAAAAUUCUUAAAGCGGGCCACCUAAAAAUCGAUGAUUGAAAUAUUAAAAAAUAAUGUACGUACCUCGAUAGUACUUUUAAAAAUAAAAGACAC